Lacerta agilis (Sand lizard) is the source of this 2601-nucleotide messenger RNA. Its product is annotated as vomeronasal type-2 receptor 26-like. Gene Ontology annotation, cellular component: membrane. Gene Ontology annotation, molecular function: G protein-coupled receptor activity. The transcript has 5 exons. The record is from RefSeq and is a predicted model, not a curated record. Gene Ontology annotation, biological process: G protein-coupled receptor signaling pathway. Bases 1 to 2601 code for a protein of 866 amino acids. NCBI's taxonomy places the organism in Eukaryota, Metazoa, Chordata, Lepidosauria, Squamata, Lacertidae.
AUGAGUUCUACUCCACUAUUGGAGGACCACGUCCUUGUAACCCUAACCUUCUCCAGCCAGAGAAUCUUGAAUUUAGGAUUUCUCUGGAAUACUGCAAUCAACCAUCAUCAACAUGAAAAUGCAGAUAGUGAUGUUGGUUUUUCCAAAAGUGUGAAAUAUCAUUCUGAUACAGAAUGCAAUUUUAAUUCUAGCGUAGUGUCAAAGAAUUAUCAGCAUAUUUUGGCCUUGGCAUUUGCAGUAAAGGAGAUCAAUGACAACCCUCAGAUCUUACCCAAUAUCACCUUGGGCUUCCACAUAUAUGACAGCUAUUUUAAUGAAAAGUUGACCUACCAUGCCACAAUGCUCAUCUUAUCUUCGUUAGAGAGGUUUUCCCCCAACUACGUCUGUGACAUACAGCAUAAUCUGACAGCGGUCAUCGGGGGACUGGAUUCCGAAAUCUCUGUUCUUGUGGCAAAUAUUCUGGAUAUCUAUAAGAUUCCACAGCUGGUAUAUGGUUCAAAUCCCGUGAUGAAUGAUAAAACUCCAGGGCUUGAUUUUUACCAAAUGACCCCUCAGGAAACCCUUCAGUAUACAGGGAUACUCUCUUUGCUUCUUCAUUUUAGAUGGGUGUGGAUUGGGGUUGUAGUCGCGGAUACUGACCACGGAGAAAGAUGUGUGCAAAUUAUCAUUCCACUGUUCUCUCGGAGUGGUGUCUGUUUUGCCUUCAUAGAAAGAAUCCCCAUGUUAAUUUCUUUCAAUGAAAUUGAUGAAAACCUGGAAAAAGGCGGUAAAUUACAUAAUGAAAUCAUGAAUAGUAAAGCCAACAUAGUGGUUUUUUAUGGAGAAUCAAAUGCCAUGAUAUAUUUGAGAUGGUUUCCAUAUCUGUCAAAACAAGAACGUGAGACAAGCAUACCGAGAGGGAAAGUUUGGAUUCUUACAGCCCAGAUGGAGCUUACAUCAACAGUCUAUCAAAGGAAUUUUGAUACAGAAAUAAUCCAUGGUACUCUAGCCUUCAAGAUUCAUUCCAAAGAUGUACCAGAAUUCCAGUCUUUUAUUGAGAGCAGAAAUCCUUCCAUCCCUAAAGGAGAUGGGUUCAUCAGGGACUUCUGGCAGCAGGCCUUUGGUUGCACAUUCUCAAAAAUGGAUGUAGGUAAUGUGGAUGGAUACAUUUGCACUAGGGAGGAGAAGCUAGAAACCCUUCCAAAACCCUUCUUUGAAAUGAGCAUGACAGGCCACAGCUACAACAUCUACAAUGCUGUCUAUGCUGUGGCCCAUGCUUUACAUGCAAUGUCCUCAUCUAGAGUCAAGCACAGUGCAAAUCUGGAUGGAGCGAGAAUGAAACUACAGAAUCAAGAGAUAUGGCAGCUCCAUCACUUUUUGAGAUAUGUUUCAUUUAACAACAGUGCUGGGGACGAGAUCUCCUUUGAUAAUAAUGGGCAGUUACUAGGUGGAUUCGAUGUCAUCAACUGGGUGGUUUCAUCCAACCAAUCCUUUCACAGAAUAAAAAUUGGGAGGAUGGAUCCACAGGUUCCUCCAAAUGAAGCGUUCACCAUCAAUGAAGAGGCCAUAACAUGGCAUUACUGGUUUAACCAGGCCCAGCCUCUUUCUACAUGCAGUGAGAGCUGCCAUCCUGGUUCUAGCAAGAAAGUGAAAGAAGGGAAGCCAUUUUGCUGCUACAAUUGCAUCCCAUGUCCAAAAGAGAAAAUAUCAGACAAGGAGGAUAUGGAUGACUGCAUUAAAUGCACAAAUGAAAAGUACCCAAGUAAGAAUCAGGAUACAUGCAUUCCAAAAAUUGUAACCUUCUUGUCUUAUGAAGAACCUUUGGGGCUCAGUUUAGGCUGCAUUGCUCUUUCCUUUUCUUUGAUCACAGCUCUGGUGCUGGGGACCUUUAUGAAGCACCAUGGGACUCCCAUCGUCAUUGCCAACAACAGGGACCUCACCUACACUCUCCUCGUCUCCCUCCUGCUCUGCUUCCUUUCUGCAUUGUUGUUCAUUGGCCAACCUCAGAAAGUGACGUGUCUCCUCCAACAAGCUGUUUUUGGCGUCAUCUUCUCAGUGGCUGUUUCUUGUGUAUUGGCAAAAACCAUCACAGUAGUUCUAGCUUUCAUGGCAACCAAGCCAGGAUCAAGAAUGAGGAGGUGGGUGGGGAAAAGGCUGGCCACCUCCAUUGUUCUUUCCUUUUCCUUUAUUCAAACUGGCAUUUGUACUGUGUGGCUGGUGACCUCUCCCCCAUUCCAAGAUGUAGACAUGCACUCAAUGGUUGGAGAACUUGUACUGAAAUGUAAUGAAGGGUCUGUGAUCAUGUUUUACAUUGUCCUUGGCUAUAUGGUCUUCCUGGCAAUUGCCAGCUUCACAGUGGCUUUCUUUGCUAGGAAACUACCUGAUAGUUUCAAUGAAGCCAAGUUUAUCACUUUCAGCAUGCUGGUCUUCUGCAGUGUGUGGCUAUCCUUUGUGCCAACUUACCUCAGCACAAAGGGGAAAUACAUGGUUAUUGUGGAGAUCUUCUCUAUCUUAGCUUCCUGUGGUGGCCUUCUGGGCUGCAUCUUUUCCCCCAAAUGUUACAUUAUUGUGUUUAAACCUGAGUUGAACAUCAGGGAACAGCUCGUAAGGAGUAAACAGUGA